This is a messenger RNA of Orcinus orca (killer whale), 1974 nucleotides long. It is a transcript of the gene AGER, whose product is annotated as advanced glycosylation end-product specific receptor. The record is from RefSeq and is a predicted model, not a curated record. Gene Ontology annotation, cellular component: plasma membrane. Gene Ontology annotation, molecular function: signaling receptor activity. The coding region runs from base 358 to 1809 and encodes 483 amino acids. NCBI's taxonomy places the organism in Eukaryota, Metazoa, Chordata, Mammalia, Artiodactyla, Delphinidae. Gene Ontology annotation, biological process: regulation of inflammatory response; regulation of p38MAPK cascade. The transcript has 10 exons.
AAACAGCCAGACCUGAACCCUGUUGCCUAGCAACCUCGCCUAGUCGUCCAGUAGCCCUGGGUGGUCUGGUGCAAUAGGUUGGGGGUCCUGAGGGGAUGAAGAGACCCUAGGAGAUGCACUCCCCACCCCCAUGGAUGUGGCUGUACCCAGAGGCUGGCAGUGCCCAGGGGUGGGGUGACAGCUGUUUCUCCCAGUACCUGAAGGACUCUUGUCUGAGAGAGGCAUGAAUUCCUAGCAUUCCCUGUGACGGGACAAGACGGGGGAGAUGGGGGCAGGGGAGAGGGUACAAGCCCCACCUAGGGUGGUGGCCACAGCAGCAAGGGGCAGACAGAGCCAGGAGCCUGGGAAGGAAGCAGGAUGGCAGCAGGGGCAGCAGCUGGAGCCUGGGUGCUGGUCCUCAGUCUGUGGGGUGAGCCCUGCCCCCCCACCCCCACACCAAUCCUCCCCGCAGAAAGCACUCUGCCCCUGUCCCCGAAACUCCCCACAACUUUCCAGGAACCUGGGUACUGCUUUUCAAUCUCCUUCAUCCGCCCUGUUAUAGUUUUAUUAGCUCCCAUCUCCCUUCCUGCCCUUCCAUUGUGGUGCUGUCUCCCAGGGGCAGUAGUAGGGGAUCAAAACAUCACAGCCAGGAUCGGGAAGCCACUGGUGCUGAACUGUAAGGGGGCCCCCAAGAAACCACCCCAGCAGCUGGAAUGGAAACUGAACACAGGCCGGACAGAAGCUUGGAAGGUCCUAUCUCCCCAGGGAGGCCCCUGGGAUAGCGUGGCUCGUGUCCUCCCCAACGGCUCCCUCCUCCUGCCGGCUGUUGGGAUCCAGGAUGAGGGGAGUUUCCGGUGCCGGGCAAUGAGCCGGAAUGGAAAGGAGACCAAGUCCAACUACCGAGUCCGAGUCUAUCAGAUUCCUGGGAAGCCAGAAAUUGUUGAUCCUGCCUCUGAACUCAUGGCUGGUGUCCCCGAUAAGGUGGGAACAUGUGUGUCCAAGGGGGGCUACCCUGAAGGGACUCUUAGCUGGCACUUGGAUGGGAAAACCCUGAUACCUGAUGGCAAAGGAGUGUCUGUGAAGGAAGAGACCAAGAGACACCCUGAGACAGGGCUUUUCACACUCCGUUCGGAGCUGAUGGUGACCCCAGCCCGGGGAGGAGCUCCCCACCCCACCUUCUCCUGUAGCUUCAGCCCUGGCCUUCCCCGGCGCCGAGCCCUGCACACGGCCCCCAUCCAGCUCAGGGUCUGGGGUGAGCACAGAACUGGGGAGGGCCCCAACUUGGGUGAGCACCUGUCGGAAGAGCCUGUGCCACUGGAGGAAGUCCUGUUGGUGGUGGAGCCAGAAGGUGGAGCAGUGGCUCCUGGUGGUACCGUGACCUUGACCUGUGAAGCCCCUGCCCAGCCCCCUCCUCAAAUCCACUGGAUCAAGGAUGGCAUGCCCCUGCCCCUUCCCACCAGCUCCGUGCUGCUCCUCCCUGAGGUAGGGCCUGAGGACCAGGGAACCUACAGUUGUGUAGCCACCCAUCCCAGCCACGGGCCCCAGGAGAGCCAUGCUGUCAGCGUCAGCAUCAUCGAAACAGGCGAGGAGGGGCCAACCGCAGGCUCUGUGGAAGGGCCGGAGCUGGGAACUCUAGCCCUGGCCCUGGGGAUCCUGGGAGGCCUGGGGACAGCCGCCCUGCUCAUUGGGGUCAUCAUGUGGCAAAGGCGGCAACGCAGAGGAGAGGAGAGGAAGGUCCCAGAAAACCAGGAGGAGGAAGAGGAGGAGCGCACGGAGCUGAAUCAGCCCGAGGGGCCUGAGGCAGCAGAAAGCAGUGCAGGAGGGCCUUGAGAAGCCCACAGCCAGACCCCAUCCAUCAGCUCCCUUUUUUUUUCCCACCCUCUUUUCUGGCCCCAGACCAGUUCUCCCCUGUAUAAUCUCUACCCCACCUCCCCAAACUUUCUUCCACAACCAGAGCCUCUCACAAACAGUGAUGAGUAAACACCUGACACAUUU